Molecule: messenger RNA, 5433 nt
Organism: Pogona vitticeps (central bearded dragon)
Lineage: Eukaryota; Metazoa; Chordata; Lepidosauria; Squamata; Agamidae
Gene: ERBB2
Product: erb-b2 receptor tyrosine kinase 2
Biological process (GO): neurogenesis; positive regulation of kinase activity; protein phosphorylation
Cellular component (GO): plasma membrane; basal plasma membrane; signaling receptor complex
Molecular function (GO): ATP binding; transmembrane receptor protein tyrosine kinase activity
Source: RefSeq, a predicted model, not a curated record
CGUCGGUGGAAGGAGAGAUGGUGGUGUGUUGUGUGUUUUUUUUCUUCCUCCCUUUACGGAAGUGAAAGAGGUGAAAAAGUUGGGCUGGGAAGAAAAGUGGGAAAGAAGAACUGCGAAAGCAAAGCGAGGAGAUUUCUAAAAUUGUUGGAAGCGGUGGGGGAAAUCCCCGAUCUCUCCCUUCCUUCGGAAUGAAAUUAUGAUCUGGGAUCUGCCAUGAAAAAACAAUGGGGCCCUUUCUCAGCCCCUCCUGGUUUUGCACGGGGUUCUUCUUGGUUACGAUCUGGUCUGGCGUUGCGGGAACCGAAGUUUGCACAGGAACGGACAUGAAGCUGCAACAUCCCUCCAGUCCAGAAAACCACCAUGCCACCCUCCUUCGCCUCUAUCAACACUGUCAAGUUGUGCAAGGCAACCUGGAGAUAACCCAUCUGCCAGCAUAUGCAGACACCUCGUUCCUCAAGGACAUCAGAGAGGUCCAGGGGUAUGUCCUGAUUGCUAAGAACCAUGUACGCCACCUGGAACUCAAUAGCCUCCUGAUCAUUCGUGGGACUCAGCUGUAUGAGGAAAAGUAUGCAUUGGCUGUCCUAGACAAUAUUGACCCCGAAGGGAAUGAGGGGCUGCAGGAGCUGGGCAUGUUGAAACUGACAGAAAUCUUGAAAGGUGGAGUGAUUAUAAACAGAAACCCACAGCUGUGCUUCCAGGAGACCAUCAACUGGCGAGCCAUCUUCCACAAACACAAUGGGCACAACAACACAGAGAUCAGCAUAUACCGCCAAAGGACAUGCCCUGACUGCAAUCAAAUCUGCUCCAAUGGCCACUGUUGGGGAGAAGCAAAAGGGAGCUGCCAAAUAUUGACGAGCACGAUCUGUGCCAGCAGCUGUGCGAGGUGCAAGGGCAGACGGCCAACGGAUUGCUGCCACGAACAAUGUGCCGCAGGUUGCACAGGACCUAAGCACUCUGACUGCCUGGCCUGCCUGCACUUCAACCACAGUGGGAUCUGUGAGCUGCAUUGCCCGCUUCUCAUCAACUACAACCCAGACACCUAUGAGUCCAUGAUCAAUCCAAAUGGGCGUUACACUUUUGGAGCAACUUGUGUCACUGAAUGCCCUUAUAAUUACUUGGCUGCAGAGGUCGGUUCCUGUACUUUGGUGUGUCCACAGAACAGCCAGGAAGUGAGCGUGGGCACCGUGCAAAAGUGUGAGAAAUGCAAUCAGCCUUGCCCAGAAGGUUGCUAUGGUUUGGGAAUGGACUCAUUGAGAGGUGUGCGUGCUGUCACUGCUGCUAACAUUAACCAUUUUGUUGGCUGCACCAAGAUCUUCGGCAGCUUAGCCUUUCUACCAGAGACUUUUGCGGGGGAUCCUGUCACCAAUACUCCACCAUUGGACCCUGAACAACUAAAAGUCUUUGAGAACUUGAAAGAUCUGACUGGCUUCCUCUACAUUGAAGCAUGGCCAGAGACGCUCUCAGACUUGAGUCCUUUCCAGAACCUUCAAGUGAUCCGGGGCCGGGCAUUGUACAAUGGAGUGUAUUCUCUGACACUGAAGCACCUCAACAUCACCUCCUUUGGCUUGCGUUCACUGCAAGAGAUCAGCAGCGGAAUGGUCCUUAUCCACCACAACCCCCACCUUUGCUUCAUCCAAAGCAUACCCUGGGGAGACAUCUUCAGAAACCCCCGUCAGACGCUAUUUGAGAAUGACAACAGUCCAGAAGCACUGUGUGAAAGUCAAGGCCAGGUUUGCUUCCCCCUCUGCAACAAGGGGCAUUGCUGGGGAUCCGGAGCUACUCAGUGCAUGUCCUGCAAUGGUUUUCUGCGUGGGAAGAAAUGUGUUGAGACCUGCAACCUUCUGGAUGGAGACAUGCGGGAAUAUGUCAAUGGAACACGAUGCUUUCCAUGCCAUCCAGAGUGCAUGCCCCAAAAUGGAACAGAGUCUUGUAAUGGAUCGGAUCCAGACCAGUGUGUGGCAUGUGCCCAUUACAAAGAUGGUGUCUCCUGUGUGGAGCGGUGUCCCAGUGGCGUAAAGGUUGAUGGCUCUUUUGUCCCCAUCUGGAAGUAUCCCGAUGAAGAAGGGAUCUGUCAGUUCUGCCCCAUCAACUGUACCCACUCGUGUGCCCUACGGGAUGAACUUGGCUGCCCUGUGGAUCAGAAACCUGGCCAGGCAACGUCGAUUAUUGCCGGCGUUGUGGGUGCUGCGCUCGCCCUGGUCCUGCUGCUCAUCAUCAUCAUUUGUAUCAAUCGACGGAAGCAGCAAGAGAGAAAACAUACAAUGCGCCGUCUUCUGCAGGAGACUGAGUUGGUGGAGCCACUAACGCCCAGCGGAGCCCUGCCGAACCAGGCUCAAAUGCGCAUUCUGAAGGAGACAGAAUUGAAAAAAGUCAAGGUUUUAGGAUCAGGGGCUUUUGGGACCGUGUACAAGGGUGUUUGGAUUCCCGAUGGCGAGAAUGUGAAGAUUCCAGUGGCCAUCAAAGUCCUACGGGAAAACACGUCACCCAAAGCCAACAAGGAGAUACUGGAUGAGGCAUAUGUCAUGGCGGGUGUCGGCAGCCCUUACGUCUCACGGCUCCUGGGAAUCUGUUUGACCUCCACAGUGCAGCUGGUGACUCAGCUCAUGCCAUAUGGCUGCCUGUUGGACUAUGUGCGGGAGAACAAGGACCGCAUCGGAUCCCAGGAUCUCCUCAACUGGUGUGUGCAGAUCGCAAAGGGGAUGAGCUACCUUGAAGAUGUCCGUCUAGUCCACCGAGACUUGGCUGCCCGCAAUGUUCUGGUGAAGAGUCCAAAUCAUGUGAAGAUCACAGAUUUUGGUUUAGCCCGGUUGUUGGACAUUGAUGAGACGGAAUACCACGCUGAUGGAGGGAAGGUACCUAUCAAGUGGAUGGCCCUGGAGUCGAUUUUGCGCAGGCGAUUCACCCACCAAAGUGAUGUGUGGAGCUAUGGUGUCACCGUCUGGGAGCUGAUGACUUUUGGUGCCAAGCCAUACGAUGGUAUCCCAGCCCGAGAGAUCCCUGACCUUCUGGAGAAAGGAGAAAGGUUGCCCCAGCCUCCCAUUUGUACCAUUGAUGUCUACAUGAUCAUGGUGAAAUGUUGGAUGAUUGACUCAGAAUGCCGGCCCAAGUUCCGAGAACUGGUCGCAGAGUUCACACGUAUGGCCAGGGAUCCACAGCGUUUUGUGGUCAUCCAGAAUGAUGACAACAUGGGUUUGGUCAGCCCUAUAGACAGCACAUUCUACCGCACUUUGCUAGAGGAGGAAGAGAUGCAAGAUUUGGUGGAUGCAGAAGAGUACCUUGUCCCUCAUCAGGGAUUUUUCAGUGGUGAGGUAUCAGCCGACUAUCGAUCUAGGAUUCCUUCAACAAGGAGUGCUACUGAGAUACAGACCGAGGGAGAGGAGCCAGAAGAAUCAGCUCAAUACCCCUAUUUGGGUUCUUCUCUCUCAGAACAAGCAGGAAAUGCUGUCCCUAACUUCCUGGAUGGAGACUAUGUAGCAAACAAGGUUGUGCAGGACCCAGAGGAGGAGCAGGGAACACUUCAGCGAUACAUCGAAGAUCCCACCGGUCCCUCAAGUAACGAACACGAGAAUUUUGAUGUCAGGAGCUACAAUUCACCUUUACCCUCUGGUGUGGUUCCAGAGUACGUGAAUCAGCCAGAAAAGAACCUUUCCCCCAGCAAAAACCUUCGGUCACCAGGAUCCACACUGGAAAAGCCAAAGGGCCACUUGGGCAAGAAUGGGCUCAUCAAGGAACCAAAGAACGUCUUCCACGGCAGCUUCACCAACGUGGUGGAAAACCCCGAGUAUCUCACGCCGUGCAACCUCCCUGUAGCUGCCCCUUUGCCCCAAGCCUUUGACAAUCUCUAUUACUGGAACCAGGAGACUCCCAAGAGGAACCCAGCUGAGUUCUUUGCCACUUCCGUGACUUCUGCCGCCACCCCUAAUGGCUUCACCACAACCCCAGCUGCAGAGAACCCGGAGUACCUUGGUUUGGCAGAAUCAGUCACAUGUUCCAAGGAGUUUGCAUGAAGGCCAAUCCUCAUGACCAAUGAGACACAUUUUUACUAUGAAGGCAGCUCAGAACACGAACUAGUGAACCAUUAAAUGCCUGUAAGAUGAACAGAAUGUGCGGAGACAUAAGAGUCCUCUAGAGGCCAAGCAGGCCCCUUUCUCUUCCUCUUAGCAGCUGGGGUAAUGUGAGAGAGAGCAAAAACCCAAUCUGGAUCUGCAGGCUGAUUUGCAGCUCUUUGGAAUGACUUUUUCCCCCCACUCCCAGUUGUUUCACUGGAACAGCUAUAUCCUGCCCCUCCCACCCACUCUACACACUGUAAUUUAUACAGCUGAAAUUAAGAACACUUGAGAUAGGAGCGGACCUUUGCAUGGAAACUGAUCUUCAUUCAGUUGCACUAGUACUUAAAACAGAUUCCUGGGCUCAGAAUCCUUAAUUUUAAUUUCUUUUGCAUCAGGUUGGAGUUGGCAGAUAUCAGGGUUAAAGUGAAAAACAAAAGUUAGUCCUUCAGAUCUGAAGUCUGCCCACUCCUGGGUUUAGGGACUUGGUGGCAACCCAACUUUAAAAAACAGAGGGCUCCUUUACCUCUUGUUAACCGGUAUCUUUCUUUUUUUUGAAUUACAAGGCAGGAGGAUUAGACCACAGAUUGGUUUAAUGAGCUAAGAAGCAGAAUUAUGAUACUUCAAAAUAGAUAAAUAUGAGGCUCUUCAUAUUUGAGUUUUGACUGACAGAAGGUGUGAAGAAUGACAUUGUGUGUUUUUAAAAGAGGGCAACGUGCAGCUAACUCUUGGAAACUGUGGUAUUUUUAUUGUUUAUGUUUAAUGAUAUUAGUUUUUUUAAAAAGGAAUGCUCUUCCUGUGUCUUGGGAUCAGAAAAGACUAUGUUCUUAUAAUGAAAUGAUCUGUGGUGAUGUUUAAGGAAAAUAUGUUGAUAGAAUCUAGAAAAAAGAAAAUAUUUUGUUCAGUGUCAGAAGUCUCUGUACUGUUUUUUUUUCUCUGUGAACCAUCUCAUGAAGCUUCUAGAAGAUGAUGGACUAUAGACAGCUCUGGAUGAGUCACCUUUUUCAUAGCAUGGGCAGCUUCAUAAUCUGUGUUGUUGGGACAUUUUAAUUCAGAGAGUUUUGCUUUAAAAGAAUAAUACUUUUUAGUGCCACAUUUUAUGUCCCAAUUGUUGGUGUUUGGAGUAAAAAGGAGCUAAUGUUCCCCCUUUUUUCUUUUUUGGAGGGUGGGGUAGAAAGAUAGAUUGCAUAAACUGCACAACAGAAACAAAGCACCAUCUUUCUCUGGAUUCCUGGAAUAUUUAUUAUGCUGAAGUAGCUGAUGGAUGUAAGGAGGACAGAAAAAGAACGAAGGAGGGUGAUAGCAGAGCCCCUGUUUAGCUUUGAGAGAGCCAUGUUCAUUUAAAGAAAAGCUGUGUAGCCUUUGUGAUGUCAAACCUGUGCUUGAA